Molecule: messenger RNA, 2460 nt
Organism: Salpingoeca rosetta
Lineage: Eukaryota; Choanoflagellata; Craspedida; Salpingoecidae
Product: tetratricopeptide protein
Exons: 3
Coding region: 1-2460 (819 amino acids)
Cellular component (GO): kinesin complex
Molecular function (GO): protein binding
Source: RefSeq, a predicted model, not a curated record
AUGGCUGACCAGCGACUGACGCACGGCGUGUCCGUGGCAGCUGUGCGGCGGUUUCUGGGUGAUCUGCAGCGCGAGUUCCCCGACACGUACGCUGAGAUGACCACGGAGGAUGCCUGCAAGCAGCUGGUUGUGCCACGCACACGCCAGGACAACUGCGCCUUCGUCGAGCAGCUGCGCAAGCAGUCGCCAGAGCACGUGAACAAGGCCACCGUCUUUGUGUCACACGCAUGGCGGUACAAGAUCGCAGACGUGCUCAACGUCUUGCUGGAGUUUGCGGAGGAGCAAGCAAGGAAGGAAGACGCCCAGCCGGUGUUCUUCUGGUUUGACCUCUUUAUGAACAACCAAAACGCCAACGUCACGGCCAACCUCCCACAAGAGUGGUGGAGUACCACGUUCAAGCAGUCGAUUGCCAACAUUGGCCAUGUGCUGCUGGUGCUCAUGCCGUGGCGAGACCCCGUUCCCUUGACCCGCGCGUGGUGCUUGUGGGAGAUCUUCUGUGGCAUCAGCAACGAAGGCACAGAGGUCACCAUCCAACUGCCCAACAGCGAGGAGUUAGAACUGGUCCUAGCGAUCGCGCGUGACUAUCAAGCCGUCACAGACACGCUGGUGCGCGUUCAGGCACAAAGAGCCGACGCCUUUAACCCCCAUGACAAACACAUGAUUUUCACGGCGAUCGAGUUGUGGGCGGGUGGCUUCAGCGCAGUCAACCAAGCCGUGAAGGACCAGCUGCGCGCGUGGUGCCUGCAAAAGGCGGUGGGCGCCGUCGAAGCCAUGCGGGCACAAGGCGAGGACAGCACUGACGCCUUCGCGGGGCUGUGCCUCAACGUUGGGGCGGUGCUGAGCGACUUUGGCGAGCACGACAGGGCAAUCGCCUACUUUGAGACAGCCCUAGCAAUUCGGCUACGCACCGAGGGGGAGAAAGGGGGGAACGUGGCGGUGCUGUACAACAACCUCGGCAACGCGUACUUCAGCAAGGGCGCGUACGACAGAGCCAUCCACUACUACGACAAGGCGCUCGCCAUCAAGGUGGAGACGCUGGGCGAGAAGCACCCGAGCACAGCUGAGACCUACAACAACCUCGGCAACGCCUACGCCCGCAAGGGCGACUACGAUAAGGCGAUUGAGCUGUACGAGAAGGCGCUCGCCAUCAAGGUGGAGACGCUGGGCGAGAAGCACCCGAGCACAGCUGAGACCUACAACAACCUCGGCAGCGCCUACGCCAGCAAGGGCGACUACGACAGAGCGAUUGCGUUUUACGAGAAGGACCUCGCCAUCACGGUGGAGACGCUGGGCGAGAAGCACCCGAGCACAGCCGACACAUACAACAACCUUGGCAACGCCUACUACAGCAAGGGCGCGUACGACAGAGCCAUCCACUUUUACGAGAAGGCGCUCGCCAUCACGGCGGAAGCGUUGGGCGAGAAGCACCCGAGCACGGCACAGACGUACAACAACCUCGGCAUCGCCUACAAGAACAAGGGCGAGUACGACAGAGCGAUUGCGUUUUAUGAGCAGGCGCUCGCCAUCACGGUGGAGGUGCUGGGCAAGAAGCACCCGAGCACAGCACAGACGUACAACAACCUCGGCAACGCAUACAAGAACAAGGGCGACUACGGUAAGGCGAUUGAGUGCUAUGAGAAGGCGAGGGCGGUCUACGUGGAGGCGUUGGGCGAGAAGCACCCGUACACAGCGAUGACGCUUGCGAACAUUGGCCUGCUGCACGACAAGCGCGGCGAAAAGGAGCAGGCUUGCGCCUACACGCAGCAGGCGCUCGACGCUUUCACAACCACGCUUGGGCCAGACCACCCAAACACCCGCAAGGCGGAGCGCAACCUGCGGCGCAUUCGCGGUGGUGCUGUGACCAGGCAGCACACAUCCAGGCAACACGUGUCAGAGUCUCGACUUCAGCAGCAACACGUGCUUGCUCAUCGCAACCUUCUUCUUCGGUUCAUCUCUUCUGCUGUUGUGUACCAGUCGUCUGCUCCACAACGCAACCUGCUCAUGCGAUUUCUCGGUGCAGUUGCACAUGCUGAUGUUGACGCAAGACGCCCAGCACACACAGGCAGCGACGAUGAAGACAAGAAGACAGGGACUGGGCGAGAUGCUCCUCGUGGCUGCUCUGUACCAGCAAGAGCGUUGUACAAGGACGCUUGCGAGUGCCCCGGUGAGCCACUGAUCGGCUGGUUGCGGAAGCGUGGGCGACGGAGGGCCGCCUUUCGCCCGUGCUGGUGCAAGCUUGAUGACGACGGCCACCUCGCGUACGGCAAGUCCGCUUCAGGCACGUCCAAGCGACGCAUCCCCUUUUCCAGCGUGCUGUCAGCUGAGCUCGCCCAUGGUGGCGAGGAGAUGCACGUUGCCGUUCCCGGCCGCACCUUCGUCUUCCGCCUGGACGCGCGCUCUGACACCUCGCUGGCUGACUGGUGCACCGCCAUCAACAGCCGCAUCAACGCCACCACUUGA